AGGAGGCGGAUUGUUAGCGUAGUUUAACUUAGCUUGUGACAGCUGCGUUAAUUAUAUUCUUUGACGUUUAACUCAGCAAAUAACUGAUUAUUUAUCACACAUACUUUCAUUUGUAGUGAUCAGAAUUUUGUCGCAGAAUGAAAGGUUUAUACUGUCGAGCCGGAUUGAGCGACGCAGAGCUCAAAUUUAUUAUUCAGGACGCGACUCUGUCAGAUGUGUUGGACAGCCAUCAGGUCAGAGUUCAGGUCAAGGCUUGUGGACUCAGCCCGGUUGACCUCAAGUUCCUAGGUGACCUGGGUAUCCAGAACGAUGUAAUACCUGUGGGCAGAGACGUGGCUGGGGUCGUGCUACAAGUGGGUCCCAAAGUCUCGUUUUUCCAGCCCGGGGAUGAAGUUGUAGGUAUUCUUCCUGUGGACACUCCCUGUUCUGGACUCUGCAGCGUUAUCGACAUGGAUGAACACUGUUUAGUUCAGAAAGCGGAGAAGCUCAGUUGGGUGUGUGUUGCGGGGGCGUUGCGUGACGGCGUGUGUGCUUACACGGCGCUGCACACGCUCGCUCACAUGGCGGCCGGACACACGCUCCUGGUCCUGGAUGGAGCUAGCCCCUUCGGUCUGAUGUGCAUCCAGCUGGCCUGUUACCAUGGAGUCAAGGUUCUGACCACGUCACACUCUCCACAGGAUCACACCUUCCUGGAGCAGCUUCGACCGACUGUUGGUGUUCAGGAUCCACUCAUAGCCAGGGUGAUUCCGGUCUACAGCGCACCAUUGGACCUUCUACCGGCAGUUCUGGAGGAGACAGGAGGACUCGGUGUGGAUAUAGUCAUCGACUCUGGAGUGCGUCUGCAAGAAGAGGGCGAGCCAGAGGAGAGGAAGCUCCUCCCACACAAGCAUGACAUUAUCAGCGUGCUGGGUGUGGGUGCUCAUUGGGUCACGUCCCACCAAGACCUGCAGUUGGAUCCUCCAGAUUGCAGGAUGCUGUUUUUAAAAUCCGCCACUGUGUCGUUCCUCAACGCUGAAAUUUGGCUGACGUCUUCAGCCCAGAAGGGAAGAUACCUGCAUAUUCUGAGGGACAUUGUGGAGAAGAUGUCAUCUGGAGUUCUUCGGCCACAGCCUGAGGAGGCGGUGCCUCUUUAUGAAGCUACGGUUGCCAUGGAGACCAUCCAGCGUCAGCAGAAGAGGAAGACCGUUGUUCAGCUUUGAGGGUUGCAUCAUGCAUUGUGGUCAGCCUGCGGAAAUGGCACAGACCAGCUGUCGGUUAAUGACAUUACAUGAGGAAAUGGACAUUCUCAUUGGUGUCUCCUGUGAUGUCAUCACAUCAGGGAGCCGUGACCUCAUCGUCAAGCUCCCGACGAAAAGUAAUAUUGUAAAUAUGAUGUUCCAACUUAAACAUAAGACAUUAAAGUUGAUGCAACACCAAAAUUGCUCUUGCUUACAUUUUGAACAUAGCAGGUGAGCAAAACAGUUAGCAUGUAGCUACCGACGAUGAAAGCUAAACUAACAGUUAUCUGGCACAAUUUCACCCCCCCCCACCACCAAAAACAGAAACAAACAAACAAAUAAAUACAAUUUCAUGUUUUGAAGAAGAGCAGUGGAAUCAUACUGAAAACAUUCUAGGUGCAAAAUGUUCCAAGUACAGUAAGUAUCAACUUCUUGUUUUGUGCAUAAAACCUGUUUCCAAGUUUGAUGACACCUAUAACAAAUACAUCCUGCUGCCUGUAGCAGAACAUCAUGGAGCAAGAAUAUCCAUCCAUCCAUUUUCUCUACCCGCUUACUCCAAUUAAGGGUCAUAAGGGGGUGGAGCCUAUCCCAGCAGUCACAGGUUGUGAGACGA
Thalassophryne amazonica is the source of this 1830-nucleotide messenger RNA. It is a transcript of the gene cryzl1, whose product is annotated as crystallin, zeta (quinone reductase)-like 1. NCBI's taxonomy places the organism in Eukaryota, Metazoa, Chordata, Actinopteri, Batrachoidiformes, Batrachoididae. The coding region runs from base 138 to 1199 and encodes 353 amino acids. The transcript is spliced from 14 exons. The record is from RefSeq and is a predicted model, not a curated record. Gene Ontology annotation, molecular function: oxidoreductase activity.